Paramecium tetraurelia is the source of this 1427-nucleotide messenger RNA. RefSeq lists its product as uncharacterized. Gene Ontology annotation, molecular function: nuclear import signal receptor activity. Gene Ontology annotation, cellular component: nucleus. NCBI's taxonomy places the organism in Eukaryota, Ciliophora, Oligohymenophorea, Peniculida, Parameciidae. Gene Ontology annotation, biological process: NLS-bearing protein import into nucleus. The record is from RefSeq and is a predicted model, not a curated record. The transcript has 4 exons.
AUGAGUUAACAUAGACUUCGAGAGAUGAGAGAGAACUUCCAUUCAGAGAUGAGAAAGAAAAGUUUAGAAUAGACAUUUAAAUUGAAGAGAUUGGUUACUACCUCAGUAAAACAUUAUCCAAUUGAAUAAUUAAUUGACAUAGUGGACAAAUUGAAGAGGUAUGAGGAAUUGAACGACGAAGAACAUUAAAUAAUGAUAUCAAUUUUAGAUGAUAUUCAAUAGACUGCAAUAAAUGAUCCAGCUCUAUUUUGUGAAUGGGCAGAACACCUAAGAAUAAUAAAGACUUUGGUUGACUCCAUGUGUUUAGGAUCCAAUCCCAAAUAUUCUAUCAUGGCAACAAAAGCAGCAAAUUGUUUCAGAUAAUUGGUUAAAUAAAAAAAGCCAAGAUUCUAUGUAAAUGAACAUUUCGAUAAAGUUUGUGGGAUUUACAAAUCUUGGAUGGACUCUGAUUCAAGUUUGCUGAAAGAGAAUGGAAUGAGAGGAUUGAAUUAAUUAGUAGAAUUGCAUUCGCCGAAAUUCUCGAAAUACGAUAUAGUUGAAACUGUGUUAAAAUCUCUUCAAGUUAAUAGAAAUAAUGAUUAGGCACUUAGAAUAUUGGCAACAAUCACAAACAGCAUAGACGAUGAUAACUAAGUGAUCGCUAUUUUGAGAAUAGCCUCAAAACUAAUAGAAAAUGCUGACAUCAACUUAAAGGAAAAGGGAUUAAUGAUUGUAGAGAAUGCCAGUAAAAACAUCUAGAAUAUAUAAUUUGUGUUAACAAUGAGGAUUAUGCAGUCUAUUAUGAAUCUGAUUUAUCACAAGGAUAGAAAUAUCUAAAAGUUAUCUCUAUCUAUUUUGCUGAAUUUGUCAUUCACAUCGGAAUUGGAUGAAUGCGCAAAGUUGUAGGAUUUAGGAAUAGUGGAAACCCUUUAUAAAUUAUUGAAGAAUACCUAAUAUUCACAUUAUCGGAUGUAUGGAAGUAUGAUAUUUAAUAAUUUGAUGGCUUCUUGUCAAUUAAAUUUGGAUUCAAUAAUCUCAAAUAAAUAGGUGAUGGUUGCCGUCUUUGACCUUAUGGAAAAGGAUGUUGUAGAUGUCAGAAGGGAACUCUAUUAGGCAUUCAAAAACUUCUUAGUUAUUAGUUCGAAGAAAUAGUUAUUAAUGGUGAUGGAUUCUGGGUUGCUGGAUUAUGAAGUCUUAGGUUUGGAUGCUAGUGACAAUAAGAUAGUGGUGUUGUCUUUGGAAACGUUGACCAUUAUAAUGAAAUAAUUUCAACAAACUGAAUAUGAAUGCAUUAUUUUACAAUACUUAGAAAACACGAGGGCAAAGAGGAAAAUCGAGGUUCUGAGUUAGGAUUCCAAAGGAGAAAGGGUUGGCUACUUAGCUUAUGAAUUCCUUAUAGAGUUUUAUGAUUCUGAAUAAUGAUUAAAUUAAAUCUUUAAUUAGUUAAA